AUGAGGAAGUAAACAAUGUCCACAGAAGGAUGAGCACUGUGUUCAUGGAAAAUAAAGCAAAGUUUCCGUAGUGCUGUAGAAGUAGCUGUUAAAAAUCAACCCCGUCGUUUCAAAACGACAUCAAAUUACCCCGCGUGUCUGGUUAUUUUAUCACUUAGCGAAAGAAUAUACGAGCUGAAUGAACCACAUGAGGAGCGGAUAAUCACGGUAUAGUUUGCUACUCUUCAUCAUCUUCAAGUGCCAAUAAGCCUAAAUAUCAUCAUGAUGGCAACUCGAAACAACACAGCCAGUGCUGCUCCAAACAACAAGGUGAAAUACUCCAGGCUGGCAGAUAGUGAUGAAGGCUACAUUGACCUACAGUUCAAGAAAACCCCACCUAAAGUACCCUACAAGGCUAUUGCCCUGGCAACAUUCCUAUUUCUGGUUGGCUCUGUAUUGAUUGUUGUUGGAUCGCUUCUUUUGGCAGGAUGCAUUAAUGUCAUGUACCCGGAUCGCACGAUUCCCGUUCUCAUCAUCGGCAUACUGAUCUUUCUUCCCGGAUUCUAUCAUCUGCGGAUCGCUUAUUAUGCCUCCAAGGGUUACCGAGGUUAUUCUUACGAUGACAUCCCAGAUUUUGAUGACUAGUCAUACUGAAUGCUGUUACUUUUAUGUGUUUUCUGCAGAUGUUGCAUGAUUUGCCUUUAGACUUUCAUUCUCUGUUUACUCUAGAGUUUCUCUAGAAAAGAGAAACUGUGGCACACUGUGCUUUAUCAAGCUGAACAUCUUUACUUUACCAAAAGAAAACAGAAGUGCAAUAUUAAGCAAAAUAGAGUAUUUAUUUAGCUAAAUGCAUUAAAGGCCAACAAGAAAUAUGCUGAUAUUUUCGUAGCUUUUAUAAAACUUGAAAAAGUAUUAUUUUAAAAGCUAGAAAAAUGUAAGUAAUGGAGCAUGUUACUGUAUAUACACUAUCAGUCAAAUGUUUGGACACAAAUUAGGUUUGUAUGCCAAAGAUUAAAUUAAUCUACACUUUCUUUCUUUCUUUCUUUCUUUUUUUUAACUGUGUAAGUUAGUCUGGACAGUGAAGAAAAGUAGCCAAAAAAAAGGUACUGUACAUGUGAUCUUCAGUAUUGUUUAAAAAGUAUCCCAGGAUGCACCUCAUGACGUCCUGAGAAUGUAGAGAAAGGUGGUGACUUUGAAGAUAAAAUAUUGGUAACACUUUACAAUAAAGUUAGUUACAUGAACUAAGAAUGAACAAUACUUCUGCAGCAUUUAUUAAUUUUAGUUAAUGUUAAUUUACUAAUGCAUUAUUAAUAUCACAAGUUGUGUUUGUUAAUAUUAGUUAAUGCACUAUAAACUAACGUGAUUAAGCAAUGAACAACUGUAUUUUUAACUAACAUUAACAAAGAUUAAUAAAUACUGCAAAUGUAAAAUGUCAAAUAUGUAUGUUGCCUCUCUUUUUUAUUUACUAUAUUUUCCUAAUAUACUUCUGUUUGUGUUACCAUACUUGCAUAUUUGUUAUUUUGUAGUUUUAACAAUCUUACCAUUAUUUUAAAAGUACAGUACAACUUUAGACUGAGCAGAUGUGUCCAGACUUUUGACUGCUAGUUUAGUUGCUAUGCAGUAUUGUUUUUGUGGAAUAAACUGGUUUUAUUCA
Labeo rohita (rohu) is the source of this 1633-nucleotide messenger RNA. RefSeq names its product transmembrane protein 230a (gene tmem230a). The transcript has 4 exons. The record is from RefSeq and is a predicted model, not a curated record. Gene Ontology annotation, biological process: synaptic vesicle transport. Gene Ontology annotation, cellular component: synaptic vesicle; endomembrane system. Lineage: Eukaryota; Metazoa; Chordata; Actinopteri; Cypriniformes; Cyprinidae. The coding region runs from base 262 to 624 and encodes 120 amino acids.